Gorilla gorilla gorilla (western lowland gorilla) is the source of this 6209-nucleotide messenger RNA. RefSeq names its product activity dependent neuroprotector homeobox (gene ADNP). Gene Ontology annotation, molecular function: DNA binding. NCBI's taxonomy places the organism in Eukaryota, Metazoa, Chordata, Mammalia, Primates, Hominidae. Bases 561 to 3869 code for a protein of 1102 amino acids. Gene Ontology annotation, cellular component: nucleus. Gene Ontology annotation, biological process: regulation of gene expression. The transcript has 4 exons. The record is from RefSeq and is a predicted model, not a curated record.
AUACGUAUAUAUAUGUAUUUUUUUCAGGCUGGUCUUGAACUCUUGGGCUCAAGCAAUCCUCCCACCUCAGCCUUCCAAAGUGCUGGGAGCUGUGAGCCACACCUGUGAGAUGGCACCCUUGUCCUGCUGCAUAUUUUAAGAGUUCUGUUUAGUCCAUCAAUUGAGGUCAGGAAAAUGAACGUGCUGAAAGAUAAUAUGUAAUGAUGAUAAUUUGUAGACAUAAAUGCCAGCCGUGUCUGUUAACUAUUUCAGGUGAUAUUGUACUAAAUCUCUGAGAUCACCUGUGAUGAACUUUUAAAAUAAAUAAAACUUUUAAGUCACAGUGUGAUUAUAAUUUUUGUAUAAUUGGUAGGUAAUGUGAUGAACCAGGCUGUUUAUUUACCAUUAGAUUGUUGGUUUGCUAUUAAUGAACUACACCAGCAUGAGAGAAAACAAAACUUCCUUAAAGUGCUAAAAUUAAAUUUUUCAUCAUUCUGUUACCUUUCAAAAGCUUUCCAUUUCAUUUUUCCCAGGACCUCUCCUCUUGUUCUUCUACUUUUGUAGCGGAAACUUAAGAAACUAUGUUCCAACUUCCUGUCAACAAUCUUGGCAGUUUAAGAAAAGCCCGGAAAACUGUGAAAAAAAUACUUAGUGACAUUGGGUUGGAAUACUGUAAAGAACAUAUAGAAGAUUUUAAACAAUUUGAACCUAAUGACUUUUAUUUGAAAAACACUACAUGGGAGGAUGUAGGACUGUGGGACCCAUCACUUACGAAAAACCAGGACUAUCGGACAAAACCUUUCUGCUGCAGCGCUUGUCCAUUUUCCUCAAAAUUCUUCUCUGCCUACAAAAGUCAUUUCCGCAAUGUCCAUAGUGAAGACUUUGAAAAUAGGAUUCUCCUUAAUUGCCCCUACUGUACUUUCAAUGCAGACAAAAAGACUUUGGAAACACACAUUAAAAUAUUUCAUGCUCCGAACGCCAGCGCACCAAGUAGCAGCCUCAGCACUUUCAAAGAUAAAAACAAAAAUGAUGGCCUUAAACCUAAGCAGGCUGACAGUGUAGAGCAAGCUGUUUAUUACUGUAAGAAGUGCACUUACCGAGAUCCUCUUUAUGAAAUAGUUAGGAAGCACAUUUACAGGGAACAUUUUCAGCAUGUGGCAGCACCUUACAUAGCAAAGGCAGGAGAAAAAUCACUCAAUGGGGCAGUCCCCUUAGGCUCAAAUGCCCGAGAAGAGAGUAGUAUUCACUGCAAGCGAUGCCUUUUCAUGCCAAAGUCCUAUGAAGCUUUGGUACAGCAUGUCAUCGAAGACCAUGAACGUAUAGGCUAUCAGGUCACUGCCAUGAUUGGGCACACAAAUGUAGUGGUUCCCCGAUCCAAACCCUUGAUGCUAAUUGCUCCCAAACCUCAAGACAAGAAGAGCAUGGGACUCCCACCAAGAAUCGGUUCCCUUGCUUCUGGAAAUGUCCGGUCUUUACCAUCACAGCAGAUGGUGAAUCGACUCUCAAUACCAAAGCCUAACUUAAAUUCUACAGGAGUCAACAUGAUGUCCAGUGUUCAUCUGCAGCAGAACAACUAUGGAGUCAAAUCUGUAGGCCAGGGUUACAGUGUUGGUCAGUCAAUGAGACUGGGUCUAGGUGGCAAUGCACCAGUUUCCAUUCCUCAACAAUCUCAGUCUGUGAAGCAGUUACUUCCAAGUGGAAAUGGAAGGUCUUAUGGGCUUGGGUCAGAGCAGAGGUCCCAGGCACCAGCAAGAUACUCCCUGCAGUCUGCUAAUGCCUCUUCUCUCUCAUCGGGCCAGUUAAAGUCUCCUUCCCUCUCUCAGUCACAGGCAUCCAGAGUGUUAGGUCAGUCCAGUUCCAAACCUGCUGCAGCUGCCACAGGCCCUCCCCCAGGUAACACUUCCUCAACUCAAAAGUGGAAAAUAUGUACAAUCUGUAAUGAGCUUUUUCCUGAAAAUGUCUAUAGUGUGCACUUCGAAAAAGAACAUAAAGCUGAGAAAGUCCCAGCAGUAGCCAACUACAUUAUGAAAAUACACAAUUUUACUAGCAAAUGCCUCUACUGUAAUCGCUAUUUACCCACAGAUACCCUGCUCAACCAUAUGUUAAUUCAUGGUCUGUCUUGUCCAUAUUGCCGUUCAACUUUCAAUGAUGUGGAAAAGAUGGCCGCACACAUGCGGAUGGUUCACAUUGAUGAAGAGAUGGGACCUAAAACAGAUUCUACUUUGAGUUUUGAUUUGACAUUGCAGCAGGGUAGUCACACUAACAUCCAUCUCCUGGUAACUACAUACAAUCUGAGGGAUGCCCCAGCUGAAUCUGUUGCUUACCAUGCCCAAAAUAAUCCUCCAGUUCCUCCAAAGCCACAGCCAAAAGUUCAGGAAAAGGCAGAUAUCCCUGUAAAAAGUUCACCUCAAGCUGCAGUGCCCUAUAAAAAAGAUGUUGGGAAAACCCUUUGUCCUCUUUGCUUUUCGAUCCUAAAAGGACCCAUAUCUGAUGCACUUGCACAUCACUUACGAGAGAGGCACCAAGUUAUUCAGACGGUUCAUCCAGUUGAGAAAAAGCUCACCUACAAAUGUAUCCAUUGCCUUGGUGUGUAUACCAGCAACAUGACCGCCUCAACUAUCACUCUGCAUCUAGUUCACUGCAGGGGUGUUGGAAAGACCCAAAAUGGCCAGGAUAAGACGAAUGCACCCUCUCGGCUUAAUCAGUCUCCAAGUCUGGCACCUGUGAAGCGCACUUACGAGCAAAUGGAAUUUCCCUUACUGAAAAAACGAAAGUUAGAUGAUGAUAGUGAUUCACCCAGCUUCUUUGAAGAGAAGCCUGAAGAGCCUGUUGUUUUAGCUUUAGACCCCAAGGGUCAUGAAGAUGAUUCCUAUGAAGCCAGGAAAAGCUUUCUAACAAAGUAUUUCAACAAACAGCCCUAUCCCACCAGGAGAGAAAUUGAGAAGCUAGCAGCCAGUUUAUGGUUAUGGAAGAGUGACAUCGCUUCCCAUUUUAGUAACAAAAGGAAGAAGUGUGUCCGUGAUUGUGAAAAGUACAAGCCUGGCGUGUUGCUGGGGUUUAACAUGAAAGAAUUAAAUAAAGUCAAGCAUGAGAUGGAUUUUGAUGCUGAGUGGCUAUUUGAAAAUCAUGAUGAGAAGGAUUCCAGAGUCAAUGCUAGUAAGACUGCUGACAAAAAGCUCAACCUUGGGAAGGAAGACGACAGUUCCUCAGACAGUUUUGAAAAUUUGGAAGAAGAAUCCAAUGAAAGUGGUAGCCCUUUUGACCCUGUUUUUGAAGUUGAACCUAAAAUCUCUAACGAUAACCCAGAGGAACAUGUACUGAAGGUAAUUCCUGAGGAUGCUUUAGAAUCUGAGGAGAAGCUAGACCAAAAAGAGGAUGGUUCAAAAUACGAAACUAUUCAUUUGACUGAGGAACCAACCAAACUAAUGCACAAUGCAUCUGAUAGUGAGGUUGACCAAGACGAUGUUGUUGAGUGGAAAGACGGUGCUUCUCCAUCUGAGAGUGGGCCUGGAUCCCAACAAGUGUCAGACUUUGAGGACAAUACCUGCGAAAUGAAACCAGGAACCUGGUCUGACGAGUCUUCCCAAAGCGAAGAUGCAAGGAGCAGUAAGCCAGCUGCCAAAAAAAAGGCUCCCAUGCAAGGUGACAGAGAGCAGUUGAAAUGGAAGAAUAGUUCCUAUGGAAAAGUUGAAGGGUUUUGGUCUAAGGACCAGUCACAGUGGAAGAACGCAUCUGAGAACGAUGAGCGCUUAUCUAACCCCCAGAUUGAGUGGCAGAAUAGCACAAUUGACAGUGAGGAUGGGGAACAGUUUGACAACAUGACUGAUGGAGUAGCUGAGCCCAUGCAUGGCAGCUUAGCCGGAGUUAAACUGAGCAGCCAACAGGCCUAAGUGCCAGUUCCCUGGCGUUGGUGACAUGCUGCAGCCUGGAACUCUGAUCUCCAGUGUGACUGCAAAGCUGUCUUCUCACUGGUACUGCCUUGUGAGUACUGGUUGGACUGUGGGGCAUGUGGCCGCUGCAGUUCCAGUGGUUAUUUCUAAGUCUAUGACAGGACAGGCUGAUCUUGCUUCAGAACCUUCUCUGACAGACACGGUAACUAAAUGUGAAAAACCAAUAAGCUGGUGACUCAUGAAUACACACGAGGAAAAGCAGAGGUUUAUUUUAUCUGCCUUUUCAACAUUUCUUUCCCUCUGUGAAAUGAUUGGUCAGAUGUCUUUCAGAAGUGUUAAACUAAUUCACAUGGUAGUGUAGGGCCAACAUACAAGCUACCAGUCUAAUGUGUAUAGUAGACUUUGGGAAAAGCGAUUUUUUUUCAUGUAUUCAUUCUGAAUAGUUGAAAUGUAUAUUUGUACAGUCUUUUAGACCUAUUCAAGUGAUGCUCAUGAUCCUGUUACUGUGUGCCCAUCAUAGAUUUCUUUUUUUAGUGUUGCCCUUGCUGUGUAAUAAACGCUCUAUCUAGUUUACCUAGCAAAAGCUCAAAACUGCGCUAGUAUGGACUUUUUGGACAGACUUAGUUUUUGCACAUAACCUUGUACAAUCUUGCAACAGAGGCCAGCCACGUAAGAUAUAUAUCUGGACUCUCUUGUAUUAUAGGAUUUUUCUUGUUCUGAAUAUCCUUGACAUUACAGCUGUCAAAAACAAAAACUGGUAUUUCAGAUCUGUUUUCUGAAAUCUUUUAAGCUAAAAUCACAUGCAAGAAUUGACUUUGCAGCUACUAAUUUUGACACCUUUUAGAUCUGUAUAAAAGUGUGUUGUGUUGAAGCAGCAAACCAAUGAGUGCUGCAUUUUGGAUAUUUAGUUUUAUCUUUAGUUCAACACCAUCAUGGUGGAUUCAUUUAUACCAUCUAAUAUAUGACACACUGUUGUAGUAUGUAUAAUUUUGUGAUCUUUAUUUUCCCUUUGUAUUCAUUUUAAGCAUCUAAAUAAAUUGCUGUAUUGUGCUUAAUGUAAAUAUUUGCUUUAUUACACACGACAGUCCUGUGUGCCCAUUAUAUCUUUUGCCAUUUAAUGCCAUAACUCUUUCAUCAGAGAUGGCAGCCACAGUCACAGAGGAAACUCGUGGAAAACCCAAGAUCUGUCAUCUGCAAAUAGAAUGCUUUCUCUUGAGGCACCUGGUACAAAAUCUGUUUUUCGUUUUUGUUUUUUUUUAACUGAAAAAUAAACACCCUUGAGUUUUUCAGUUCACCUUUUGUUAAGGAGCAGAGCCUGCAUAUAUAUGUAAAUGUCUCAGUGAUAAAAAAAAAAAAUGUAAACAGGGAUUGGCAUUAAUUUGCAAGCAGAAUCUUAAUAGCCUGAUGGGUUUUUUGUUUGUUUUUUUCUUCUAGAUGAAGUUAAGCGUUCGUUUUCACCUUACGAUGGGAACAACUGUAGUGCAGGCAGCUCUGCCUCUAUUGCCACUCUUGGCCCUCUUGCUAUUAAGGGAAAGGCUUUGAAGAGCACAGCAUUGACAGGGCUGUAAAGAUGGAAGGAGCUGGUAUUUUUACCAUGCGUAGAUUCCCAAGAGAACUUGUACUAAAAAGCAGAAAGUUACAAGGAAGCAGAAUUAGGCCAACAUUUCCAGCAAUUAAAACAAUGAUGGGAAACUCCAAUCCAUGAGGAGGCUGGUCAGUCACCUCAAGGAUACUGGCCUAAAGAAGUCUGAAGUGGCUGAUGUCCAUAACUUCUGAGUCCGUUUCCAAAAGACUCUUGUUAAUGCUGUUACCAGAGAGUAGAGAUUUGACCAGCCUCUCCCUAAAAUGUUACGCUUCUCAACAAUAGUACAGGAAGAAGUGCAAGAGUAGACUAGAACCUUUAAGGAAUUUGGGGUUGGAACGGAGCUAUGUUGCAUCUGUUGUUAUACAGGUAGAUUAUAAAUUCUACAUGCACCAGCCAAAACUUAGGACAGGAUGUCCCCAAAUUAAGAUACUACAGAUUACCAAAUCAGAAAUAACCAGCUGGAUUUAGGCCAGCCCACAUUUAUUUGGAAAUUAACCUCCCUGAUUAACAGGCUUCUGAGUUGUACGUGGAGGACUAAUGAGACUUGUACAAGACACCACGGGGCUUGGGAUCCAGGUCCCAGUUGGAUAUCGGAACAGACACAGAUAAGUGUGUUUCCUCAUUAAGGUGGUGGCAGUGUGCCUUUUGGCAUUCGGAAAAGGGUUUAGCCACCCUAAGAGUUGGAAAUAAAGAUUCCCAACUGGAAAUGUUGCAGAAUCCCUACAAGUGUCUCAAUAAAAGCCAUUUUAAAAGAA